Molecule: messenger RNA, 1833 nt
Organism: Tyto alba (common barn owl)
Lineage: Eukaryota; Metazoa; Chordata; Aves; Strigiformes; Tytonidae
Product: fructose-1,6-bisphosphatase isozyme 2
Exons: 7
Coding region: 192-1214 (340 amino acids)
Biological process (GO): fructose metabolic process; sucrose biosynthetic process; gluconeogenesis
Cellular component (GO): cytoplasm; cytosol
Molecular function (GO): fructose 1,6-bisphosphate 1-phosphatase activity
Source: RefSeq, a predicted model, not a curated record
GUGGUCGAGCCAGCCUGGGGUGCAGUUAUUCUGAGCACUCCAUCACAUGGUCCCAGAAGCAUCUUAAUAAACUCUGACCAGCAACACAGCUGACGGCGUCGCCUCAAAAUAAAACAGCUACUCCGGAUUUCCACACAGCAAGAAAGUGUCUCAUUCACCUGAGGAGAUAAGAACUUUGGUACCCAGCAAAAAUGUCUGACAAAACCCCCUUUGAAACGGAUAUGCUGACGCUCACACGAUUCGUUAUGGAGAAGGGACGCCGCGUGAAAGGAGCGACAGGGGAGCUGACACAGCUGCUCAACUCCAUGCUGACUGCCAUAAAGGCCAUUUCCUCUGCAGUCAGAAAGGCAGGCCUUGCCCACAUGUUUGGUAUAGCUGGCACUGUGAACGUGACUGGUGACGAAGUGAAGAAGCUGGAUGUAUUAUCUAACUCUCUGGUGAUUAAUAUGCUCCAGUCCUCCUACAGCACCUGUGUCCUGGUCACGGAGGAGAACAAGGAGGCCAUCGUCACCCCGAAAGACAAGAGGGGUAAAUAUGUGGUGUGCUUUGACCCCCUUGAUGGCUCAUCCAAUAUAGACUGCUUGGCACCAAUAGGAACAAUAUUUGCUAUCUACAAAAAGGAAACAGAUGACGAGCCCUCUGAAAAAGAUGCUUUGCAGCCUGGACGCAAUAUUGUUGCUGCAGGGUAUGCCUUGUACGGCAGUGCCACGCUGGUCGCCCUCUCUACCGGGCAAGGGGUGGACUGCUUCAUGCUUGAUCCGGGUCUCGGUGAAUUUAUUUUGGUGGACAGAGAUGUUAAAAUAAAGAAGAAGGGGAAGGUAUACAGUCUCAAUGAAGGUUAUGCAAAAUAUUUUGAUCCUGCAAUGACAGAAUACUUACAAAAGAAGAAAUUCCCUGAGGAUGGCAGUUCUCCAUAUGGUGCCAGAUAUGUGGGCUCCAUGGUAGCUGAUGUUCACCGUACAUUGAUGUAUGGUGGGAUCUUCAUGUACCCUGCUAAUCAGAAGAGUCCUAAAGGAAAGCUUCGACUGCUCUAUGAGUGCAACCCUAUGGCUUUCAUCAUUGAGCAGGCAGGUGGGAUGGCAACCACAGGGACUGGGGCAGUGUUGGAUGUGAAACCUGAGAGUAUUCACCAAAGAGUCCCUCUUAUCCUCGGUUCUCCAGAUGAUGUGCAAGAAUAUCUCGCUUGUGUACAGAAACACCAGAAGAGCAGCUAAAGGCUUUUCCACAUCAGACCUUGCUCAUCCAUCUCCAGUCUACAGAAAAAGGCAUGCCUUUCAAGAUGAUGGAUUCUCUCAACAAAAAUCACACAUUACAAGAACAAGAAAAAUAGUGAGAACUGCUGAUGGGAAAAAACCCCAAAAAUUUAAUUUCUCCUUUCAGACAAAUGUAAAAAUCCUUUAACUCUGAUUUAUGCAGUGAGAAUGUAGAGCCUGAUUAUUAAACAGAGGCAACUUACUUUAUAUAAUAUUAACAAAAGGAAGUGGAUUGUGUCAGUACCCCCAUUUGAUCUGAAGCUUUACAUCUGACAUUACCUGAUUGGCAUUGUUUGAGACAGUUUUUUCACAUCAACAUUUGCAAUAACAUUAUCUGGAUUUUCUGUUAGAGGUUUUGUUGCAAGUGCUUUUUAUCUUGACAGCCCUGAGAAGACAACAAGUCUCGAGCUGUCUGAAACAGUGUUUUUAAUCUCCAAAUUAUAAAUGGCUUGGGUAAAUAAUAAAGAUGAAAAGGCUGCAAUAUUGCCAGGGUAUUUCAGUUUUCAUAAGAACAAGAAAAUGCCUUGUGUUAUUUACAGACAGGUAACCAUCAACAGCACAAAUUACAAUAAACCAUUGC